AUGAGGCAACCACAACUACAACAACAAAAACAAGUCCAUCAACCAGCAAAACAACCCAGCACACAACCAGCGUAUCACCAAAUGAUGCAACAACUAGCCAAACAAGAACCACUCCAACCACAAGCCUCACGACUGGCCAAACAUCAAGCAGCCCAUCUACCACUCAAUCACAUCACCAACAACAACCAUCACACCAACAGAUGCAACAACUACAACAACAUCCCAGACAACCAGCAGCCCAACUACCCUCAAAACAAAAGUGGCCAAACAACCACCAGCUCUUUGAAUGAGGCAACCACAACUACAACAACAAAAACAAGUCCAUCAACCAGCAAAACAACCCAGCACACAACCAGCGUAUCACCAAAUGAUGCAACAACUAGCCAAACAAGAACCACUCCAACCACAAGCCUCACGACUGGCCAAACAUCAAGCAGCCCAUCUACCACUCAAUCAGCAUCACCAACAACAACCAUCACACCAACAGAUGCAACAACUACAACAACAUCCCAGACAACCAGCAGCCCAACUACCCUAGAACCAAAAAGUGGCCAAACAACCACCAGCUCUUUGAAUGAGGCAACCACAACUACAACAACAAAAACAAGUCCAUCAACCAGCAAAACAACCCAGCACACAACCAGCGUAUCACCAAAUGAUGCAACAACUAGCCAAACAAGAACCACUCCAACCACAAGCCUCACGACUGGCCAAACAUCAAGCAGCCCAUCUACCACUCAAUCAGCAUCACCAACAACAACCAUCACACCAACAGAUGCAACAACUACAACAACAUCCCAGACAACCAGCAGCCCAACUACCCUCAAAACAACAAGUGGCCAAACAACCACCAGCUCUUUGAAUGAGGCAACCACAACUACAACAACAAAAACAAGUCCAUCAACCAGCAAAACAACCCAGCACACAACCAGCGUAUCACCAAAUGAUGCAACAACUAGCCAAACAAGAACCACUCCAACCACAAGCCUCACGACUGGCCAAACAUCAAGCAGCCCAUCUACCACUCAAUCAGCAUCACCAACAACAACCAUCACACCAACAGAUGCAACAACUACAACAACAUCCCAGACAACCAGCAGCCCAACUACCCUAGAACCAACAAGUGGCCAAACAACCACCAGCUCUUUGAAUGAGGCAACCACAACUACAACAACAAAAACAAGUCCAUCAACCAGCAAAACAACCCAGCACACAACCAGCGUAUCACCAAAUGAUGCAACAACUAGCCAAACAAGAACCACUCCAACCACAAGCCUCACGACUGGCCAAACAUCAAGCAGCCCAUCUACCACUCAAUCAGCAUCACCAACAACAACCAUCACACCAACAGAUGCAACAACUACAACAACAUCCCAGACAACCAGCAGCCCAACUACCCUAGAACCAAAAAGUGGCCAAACAACCACCAGCUCUUUGAAUGAGGCAACCACAACUACAACAACAAAAACAAGUCCAUCAACCAGCAAAACAACCCAGCACACAACCAGCGUAUCACCAAAUGAUGCAACAACUAGCCAAACAAGAACCACUCCAACCACAAGCCUCACGACUGGCCAAACAUCAAGCAGCCCAUCUACCACUCAAUCAGCAUCACCAACAACAACCAUCACACCAACAGAUGCAACAACUACAACAACAUCCCAGACAACCAGCAGCCCAACUACCCUAGAACCAAAAAGUGGCCAAACAACCACCAGCUCUUUGAAUGAGGCAACCACAACUACAACAACAAAAACAAGUCCAUCAACCAGCAAAACAACCCAGCACACAACCAGCGUAUCACCAAAUGAUGCAACAACUAGCCAAACAAGAACCACUCCAACCACAAGCCUCACGACUGGCCAAACAUCAAGCAGCCCAUCUACCACUCAAUCAGCAUCACCAACAACAACCAUCACACCAACAGAUGCAACAACUACAACAACAUCCCAGACAACCAGCAGCCCAACUACCCUAGAACCAAAAAGUGGCCAAACAACCACCAGCUCUUUGAAUGAGGCAACCACAACUACAACAACAAAAACAAGUCCAUCAACCAGCAAAACAACCCAGCACACAACCAGCGUAUCACCAAAUGAUGCAACAACUAGCCAAACAAGAACCACUCCAACCACAAGCCUCACGACUGGCCAAACAUCAAGCAGCCCAUCUACCACUCAAUCAGCAUCACCAACAACAACCAUCACACCAACAGAUGCAACAACUACAACAACAUCCCAGACAACCAGCAGCCCAACUACCCUCAAAACAACAAGUGGCCAAACAACCACCAGCUCUUUGAAUGAGGCAACCACAACUACAACAACAAAAACAAGUCCAUCAACCAGCAAAACAACCCAGCACACAACCAGCGUAUCACCAAAUGAUGCAACAACUAGCCAAACAAGAACCACUCCAACCACAAGCCUCACGACUGGCCAAACAUCAAGCAGCCCAUCUACCACUCAAUCAGCAUCACCAACAACAACCAUCACACCAACAGAUGCAACAACUACAACAACAUCCCAGACAACCAGCAGCCCAACUACCCUCAAACAACAAGUGGCCAAACAACCACCAGCUCUUUGA
Messenger RNA from Xyrichtys novacula (pearly razorfish), 2589 nucleotides. NCBI's taxonomy places the organism in Eukaryota, Metazoa, Chordata, Actinopteri, Labriformes, Labridae. The record is from the annotation of a GenBank genome assembly.